Thunnus maccoyii (southern bluefin tuna) is the source of this 1621-nucleotide messenger RNA. RefSeq names its product proteolipid protein 1b (gene plp1b). Gene Ontology annotation, molecular function: structural constituent of myelin sheath. NCBI's taxonomy places the organism in Eukaryota, Metazoa, Chordata, Actinopteri, Scombriformes, Scombridae. Gene Ontology annotation, cellular component: myelin sheath; plasma membrane. Bases 51 to 788 code for a protein of 245 amino acids. The record is from RefSeq and is a predicted model, not a curated record. The transcript has 7 exons. Gene Ontology annotation, biological process: central nervous system myelination; axon development.
CACAAAGCCACUCAGCAAAACUUCAAUAACCCCCACACUUCUUUCUGGACAUGGGUUGUUAUGAUUGCUGUAUCCGGUGCAUUGGGGCAGUGCCCUACCCAUCCCUGGUGGCCACCUUGCUGUGCUAUGCUGGCAUGGCAUUAUUUUGCGGCUGUGGGCACGAAGCGUUGUCCCAGACCGAAGUCCUCGUGGAGACUCACUUCGCCCGCAACGUUCAGGACUUUGUGGUCAUGGCCUCCUUUAUCAAAUACUUCCAGUAUGUGAUCUAUGGCCUGGCUUCAUUUUUCUUCCUCUACGGUAUCCUGCUACUGGCUGAGGGUUUCUACACCACAAGUGCUGUCAAGCAGACCUUUGGGGAGUUCAGGAGCACCCAAUGUGGCCGCUGCCUCAGCCUGACGUUUAUCAUCGUGACGUACAUCUUGGCCUUCAUCUGGCUGGCGGUGUUUGCCUUCACUGCUAUCCCAGUCUUCUUCUUGUUCAACAUGGAGCAGACCUGCCACAACAUCAACAUCCUGGCAGAAAGGGCCCCCAGCAUUAAUCAGCAUAGCUGGAUUUGCAUGGACGCCAGGCAGUAUGGACUGCUCCCUUGGAAUGCAAUGCCAGGCAAGUCUUGUGGGAUGACCUUGGCAUCUAUUUGCAAAACCAGUGAAUUCCACGUCACCUAUGACUUGUACAUAGCUGCAUUUGCUGGUGCUGGGAUCACUCUCUUAGCACUGUUUCUGUAUAUGAUUGCCACCACCUACAACUACGCGAUCUUGCGGUUCCUGGGCAGGAAAGGUAUCCGCUAAGUGCAGUCAACCCCAUCCUCUGGCUAUGAGAUGGACAGUCUACUCUUCAUCCUCUGGGAAACAGUGACUUCCAAACACCUGGAUCACCUGCUAGUUUUUCUUUAGACGUGUCCAAUAACAGACAGAAAUAUUUCUCAUCACUGUUUUGUAUGAGCAACAGACAGAGAGAUGAAGAUAAUUCAUUCCCAGCAGUGAGCUCUGGCCUUCUCGUCAAAUCCUCCUCUCAGAUGAUUCUCUUAGCUUUGUUGUUCAUCUGCCUCUUAGCAGGUUGCAUCUCCUGUCUUAUCCUUUUUUGUGACGCUUCAUUGGCGCUGAUGCCGUUGUCAGAUUGUGAUGUAUGACGUUUCAUGAAUAAUUAAGAGCAGUGACAGCUCGCCCUGCAAAUCAUAACCGCAUGCACACCAUUCAGUGUUUACUGAUGCAUAUAUUGGUUCUAUGAAUAUGAUUUUGCCACUGCCUCAUUAUCACCAUCUUAUGUAUCAACAUUAUGUGAACUAAAGCGAGUGAAGCUGAAUGUACCAAAGUUUUCUUGGAGGUUAGGUGUCACCUGCCAUCGCCUCUGUUUACCUUCACUUACGAUACAUGUACUUUUCAUUCACUAAUAAUGCAUUUUUGCUUUGUUUAAACACCACUGUGUGGGGGGGAAACAAAUGCAUGUAUCCAUUUCCAUCCUGGAGGUGUUUUGGUUACUGCUUAAAAUAAGCUGUUUUUAUGUUGCUGAAGUGUUGAUUCUUCCACAUUUAACAAUAACUUGCCUCCAGGUGACUCAUGUUUAAUGUGUAGCCCUGCUACUUACUGAGCUGGAUUGUGUUGUGUGUGCUCAAAUGAAAUUA